This is a messenger RNA of Erpetoichthys calabaricus (reedfish), 6479 nucleotides long. RefSeq lists its product as uncharacterized. The transcript is spliced from 5 exons. The record is from RefSeq and is a predicted model, not a curated record. NCBI's taxonomy places the organism in Eukaryota, Metazoa, Chordata, Cladistia, Polypteriformes, Polypteridae. Bases 229 to 960 code for a protein of 243 amino acids.
GGGUCUUCUGGAGCCUAGCGGUGCGCACUACAGUAUAACUGACAGUUGCUCCUUUAAAUCCGAAGCACCAAAAACGUUCUCAUCUGGACCGGGCAGGUCGGGCGAACGAAGAGAAAGUGUAGCUUUCACACUAAGGCAGCUCAACUCUGUUCGUCUUCGGAUUCGCAUUCUACGUCCUCCUCCGCGCCGGAAUCUCUGAACUCUGAGAACGCCUGUGCUGGGGUGAAAAUGAUGACAAGGAGAACACCAGUGACGGUCUGUUUCCACUCAGUCGUCUGCAGCGCAUUGCUGAUGCUCAUGCCAUUCGACAACGCAACAGCUGCACCUUCCAACCAGACCUCUGCAGCUUCUCAGAGAUGCAGCCACCCACCAGUUCCAGAGCAUGGGGGCUUUCGUUGUGUGCCAUCUCCCUGUAAUGGAUUUGUCCACAAACGAAUAGUGGAAUACUUCUGUGAGACAGGAAGGACCAUCCAGGGCAACAAAUCAGCAUUGUGCAAAAAUGGAAGGUGGAUGCCAUCAACUCCUGGCACUUGCAAUCCAGACCCCAACUAUGAAGAUAAGAACUCAGAAAGCAACCACCUCCCCACUGUGGCUACAACUGCUGUAGCCGUUUCAGUGUUCCUGUUGACGACCACCGCCUGUAUGCUGGUGAAGCCAAAAAUCCGAGCCUGCCGCUGUGAAAGGAGAUUUUCAGACCAGCAGAGCCUCAUGUUUAAUGGCUCUCCAGUCUUGCUGCCCAGCUAUGAGGUUGCCGUAUUUGGAGAGGGGGCGGGUUCAGCCUGCUCAAACCCCACCCACCACCUACAGAGAAAUCUUCUGGAAUCGACUGCAUUGGGCCCACCAUCCAAUCAGAGCCUGGAUGUGCCUCCUCCUCCUCCUUAUGAAGCCAUCGCGUCACACCCCAUCCACGAGCAAGGCAGCAGCAUCCCAAUUUCUGCUGCCAAUGAGAAGGACACCUAAAAGGCUGCAGGACUGAGACACCUGCCUGCUUCUUGACUUUGGAACACCACCAUCUUUAUGAAAUUUGCUUUUGGAAAGAAUUGCAUGGAGUUUAAACACUGUGAUCUCUGACGUUAAGUUGGGACUGUAAAGAUCACAUUUUUAGUGUCAGGAAGGGAUCUGGAAAAGUUCUGGAUUUGCUUGUUAUCUGGCUAUUGGAGUGGAGGAAAACUAACGAAACCAAAGUAAAACAAUAAGGAGUAAAUAAGGGAUCUGAACGCGUCUAGUUUUUAAAAGACAAUCCAGGUCAUUGAGGUCUGAAAAUUCUGAUUCAGCAAGAGAAUGAGUCAACUAACCCAUGGACUCCUAGCAGAUGUUAAGAAGGUGUGCAUUUGGGAUGGAAACCAACGAGAACUUCUUCACAUUAAGGAAGCAGGAAUCUGAAAUGAGUUACUGAGACAUGGGCUCUAGCAGACAGAUUGGAACAUCUUUGCAUUUACUAAACCAAAUGCACUUGGCUUUUGGGAAAACCUUGUAAAUUCUUUUUUGUCAAAGAAGAAACCAAAGGCAAAGGACUUGCUAUAGUGGAAGAAGACCAGGCAGCUGGUCACUUUCUGCCAAAAAACAUAAAUAGGGAGCAGAAGAACAAGACUAUGUGAGGUUGGAAAGAAUGACCAAUAGCUUGUGUCACCAGUAAAUGUCCACACUCUUAACUGGGAGAGUGCGGUAAGUUGUUGAGAAUACUCAGCUCUGGUAGAACACUCUGGAAGGUGAUCACCAGCACUUGUGACUUUAGACCCUGCCCUUUCCAACAUACUGCCUCAUCACAAUAAAUUCACGGCCUAGGAAACUUUAUAAUCCAAAGUUUGCUACCGCUUUAUUUCUGACAUGAUGCAGCAGUAUGAAAGGCACUAUACAAUGCAUUGGGAAUGCAGGAGUUCUUUUCUAUGCAUGCUGUUCACUCUGUUGUUUAUUCUGCUGUGGCGUGAAACUACAGGGCACAGAAACCACUUAAGUAUGGAGGGAGUUUAUGACUUUGGAGAAAAAGCACUUUAUUUAGAUUGGAGCUAUUGCAGUGCAAUUUAGGUCAUGGCUAAACAUAUAUACUGUACAUUUGAACAUAUAUGAGUGCAAUGAAUGUAUAUUUAGAGAUGGCUAGUGCCUUCUGGCUUUGAGGUUUUGAUAAAGAACUACAAUUUAAAUUGGUAUCGGUGACUUUUGGGAUACCCAGAAGAUCAUUUGUGACCUGUAAAGUUCUGGCUCAUGCACGUCACUUACUGGUUCUGAUGGCUGUGGAAGUAUCGGAAUCAAAACAGAAAGAACAGAAUUCCUCAACAUUUAUGCAACUAGCAAUAAAUCAAUCAAUCUAGCAAACAGGCUAAUUAAUUACUCAGUCAAUUAAGCCCAAGAAUGAAUCGAAUGACUACGGCCUUAUUGGACGCCCAGGUGAUUGUUGGUGAUCUCAAUUCUGGCUCAGGUGCCUUUCACAAAACACCACACAAGUAAGAAUUUCAGUGUACGCUGCUCAUCUUUGACUACUGCUGCGUGCUCUGUCACCAUGUGGUGUCCAGACGCGGGGAAAUUUACUGAUUCCCGGAGCACGUCAGAUUACACGACUGGCUAUCAUAGGGGACAUCAGAUUAGUCAACUGUAGUCAAAUGUGUCUUGAAUACAUUCCUUUGAAGUUAAAAGUUAAUCAAUUAACCCCAAUUAUGCACUCAAUCUUUCAGGAUAAUCAGUUUAUUAAUUGAGGUUAAUUCAUUAUUUCAAUUCUUGUUUGAUUUGAUUGUUAAUCCAUCAAGUAUGCCUCUUACAGAGGAUGAAAAUAAAUAAUUGAACUGUUGCUAAUCACUUAUCCCUGGAGUGUCCAACUCUGAUCCUGGAAGGCUGUGGCGGCUGCAGGUUUUCCUUUCUGCCACAUUUUGUUUUCUUUAUCUGUGACCAAUUUCUGCUGUCAGUUGACUUUUUUCUCUUCAUUUAAAUAGCCUUCUUUUUUAAAGACUCACUCCUCUGAAUUUUUUCCUUAAAUGGCAGCCAAAUCAAAUGGGAUGUGAUCCAACAGAUGACAUGCUAAUUUGGGGUCUCAAACUCCAAUGCUGAUUGUUAUUACUAUUUAAUUAUUUAAUUCAAUGGCUUGUUGGUGCUGUCAUUCUUCCACAGCAGACACGUUCAAAACUAUUGAUUUUCUUUUUUCUAAAUGUUUUGUGGACCCGAGCAGAUCAGCAUUCAGCAUGACACCUUCACCUUUUAUUUUGAGAUAUUGUAUAAUGAACACUGGUUAGCUGGUCAUGCACUGGUCGCUUUUGCAUCUCAUUAUUGUUUGGUUGCUAAUUAAGUAAAAAAGAAACAAGGAGUCUGGAGUCUUAAAUGGCAAGUCAUUUAAAAUGAAAACGCAAAGUUAAUUAGCAAAAGUGGGCAGUAAUUAAGUAAAGGUUUAAAACAGGGGUCCUCAAUCAUGGUUCUAGAGGGCCGCAGUGACUGCAGGUUUUUGCUCCAACCCAAUUGCUUAAUAAAAAGCACUUAUUGCUCAAGUAACACUUCUGCUUCAUUUUAGUUGUCUCUUUCGUUAAGAUAUUGAACCUUUAUUGCUGUAUUCUUGUUUUUUAAUUGUUCCUAAUUAGUAAUAACAGGCAAAUGACAGAAGAGACCAGCAGUUCUCCAUUUACCUUGUUUCCAUUUACACUUGUGCGUAUUUAUCAUGCACAAUUGGGUUUAAUUAAAUACUUGGAAGGAAAGUGAAGAGAAAAAAGUGAAGGACUGAGAAGUACUCAUCCAUUUUAGCCUUCAAAUCAUUUGGAUGAUAUCCUCAGAAAUGGGAAGAAAAUCUCGGAUAUGAGAAUUACCUGAUACAGCAGAGUUAAAGCACUAACAAUCCAUGAAAUUAAAUUAUUGGCAAGAAAUGCUUUCUAAUUAAACAACCAGAUUAGAACAAAAACCUGCACCCAUUGCGGCCCUCCAGGACUGUGAUUGAGGACCCCUGGUUUAAAAUAGAGAUCUGCAGUCACGGAGAUACUCCAGGAUUGGAGCUGGACACCCCUGACUUAUGGGAUACCUGGCGAAUCGUUAGUGAUGACCCACAACAUUUAAAAGGCCUCCAUCCACAUUAUCACUUACUGGUUGAGUUGGCAUCUGGAACUAUUGGAGUCAAAAAUGAAUAUAUGAGGUAAUUAGUAAGCUCACCCAAUAACUAAAUAGAUUGAUUAAUUAAUUAGGAUUAGCAAGUUUCAUUGAGUGAUUAAUUCCUGAAGUUAAUGAGCAUUUUUAUUGACUAAUUGUUUUACCUCCUUAGAGGAGAUAUAAAACUAUGAAUAGUGGCGCUGGUGAUUUAUGGGAUACUCUGAGGACUAAGGUGGCAUCACAUUACGUAACUUCCAGUCGGUUAGGAUGCCAAACUUGACGCCUCCACACCUAACUAAUCAUAGGGGCUGUCCAAUUUGAGGGCUCCAUGAUGACUUUCCAGCAUAUUUCCAAAGUAGCGCCAACUAAUCCCUUUUAGUGACAACCAAUAAUGUGCUGCCUCAGAGGUGGCCUUGGGGGUGUGCGGGGCCUCGGGCUGACCAAUCCCACGAUCCCACGUGGGGCCGGUUACGUCAAAUGCUGUUACCGGUAUGUGUGGACUGUAUAAACUUGUGCACAAAUUUAAUAAAAAUACUGUUAACAUACACCGGAUUUUCUGAUUAAAGUAUUCAGUUAAUUUUUGCAAGAUAAAACUAAGACUUUAUCAAAAUAUAACAAUAUAAUGUAUUAAAAAAGUGCAAUUCAUAAUUCAUGACAAUACCACAACAGUGCAAAAUGUGAUGCGGUGUCAUGCGGAAAUUAGCAGGGCCUCUUCUAGAAUAUCACCCAAAUUGCAAGUAUACUCUCAGUCUCGAUAUGCUGGAUGUCAUAGUCAUAACUGACAUUGAUGUCAUGUCAGCCAGUUAUCAUUACAUGUUUUCAUGCAUUAAUAUUUGGACAUGUCUAUGGCCUACAAAUAAAAUGUGAGUUUCAGUGUUUCGAUGGGAAGUGUUAAAUUAACAUAGAGGUAUCAUCAUGAGAUCUCUUACCGGUUUCCAGGUUCAGAGACGAAAAUCCACUUUUCUUGCCUUCGUUGAUGACAUCUUUGUAGUCUAAUCUGGAUGCAAUGUCUUUUUCUAUAGAUAGGAUCGCCAGACCACAAAACAUGUCUUGAGACAUGGAUGAUCUAUACUGGAGAAUCCAUCCAUCCAUCCAUUAUCCAACCCACUAUAUCCUAACUACAGGGUCACGGGGGUCUGCUGGAGCCAAUCCCAGCCAACACAGGGCGCAAGGCAGGAAACAAACCCCGGGUAGGGUGCCAGCCCACCACAGGGCGCACACACACACACACACAAUUUAGGAUCGCCAAUCCACCUAAGCUGCAUGUCUUUGGACUGUGGGAGGAAACCAGAAUACCCGGACGAAACUCACGCAGACACAGGGAGAACAUGCAAACUUCAUGUAGGGAGGACCCGGGAAGCGAACCCGGGUCUCCUAACUGCGAGGCAGCAGCGCUACCCACUGCGCCACCGUGUCGCCCUUAUACUGGAGAAUAUAACUUGACAAAUCUGCUCGAACGGGACAUGCAGACCUCAAAAGCGGGGCCCUCUUAGGCGCAGGGCCUGGGGCGGUCACCCCACUUGUCACCCCCAAACGCCGCUCUUGUGCUGCCUGAUAGAGCAGGUGACCACACAAAAACUUUACAGGUAUGGCGAGUUCAGUUGCAAUCUCAGUCCUUUCAUUUUCUUUCCUCCAUAAUGUGCAACAUCAGACAGAAGAGCCGCUCUUCUAUUUGCAAGGACCAAAUCACUUGUGUGUCUUCCUCCUGCUCGUUUUAUGCAUUGUACUUGUGGUCGAGUGCUCAUUGGUUGUCAGCUUUGAUGCACACAGAGCCUCUCCCAAUGAGUAAAGACAAAAUGUCAGGGAGAGUCACACACUGAUUGAGUAUGUCCGACUACACAACAGCCAGUCACACUGGCUUGCUAAGAUUAUGUCAAUGAAAUUUGUCACUAAAAAUCGGGGAAGUCAUGGAAUGUGACGGGGCCAUUAGGGGUGCCUCAGUUUUGGGUAGUAUCCCCUUUUCAAGCCCCCAUCAACAUGAAUGCAGUCAAGGCAGAGAGAAAUAAAAAAUGAAUAAAUAGUCAAAUGAGUCCACUGAGGUUAGUGAUAAAUCAACCCCAAGAAAUCAGUUCACUAAUUGACUGAGUAGUUCAUUAAUUAACCAAUUGCGCUCACUGAUUGAUUAGUAUUAAUGAAUCAUUUCCAUUUUCAAUUAACUAAUCCAGCAUUCACUAAAGGGGGAAUGGGCCACCCCAAGAUACCUUACAUUAGUUUAAUCUCAGGGAAAAUGAAUCUCACAUGAAUGCCUUAUAAAUGUAUUUUGUAUUUAUUUUACUUGUACAAGAAUGGGGAACAAACUGAAGAAGCUUUGUUUUAUUGUAAAGAUCUAAUAUAUUCAAAAUGGACUGAAUGUAUUUUUGUAAGAUCUGAAUUUAUAUUUUUCAUGUGCUGUACAGUUUAAUACACUCAACUUGAAGACUUGA